AUGUUUUUAGAAACUAUUGUUGGUAACAUUAAUUCAAAAUCUGAUCUUGAAUUAUAUCUUGAGGAGCCUCCCUUGAAAGUUCCCCGUAAAACUAAGUUUGAUGUUUUAACAUGGUGGAUAGGGAAUGAAGCCAAGUAUCCUGUUCUUAGUAAAUUGGCAAAGGAUAUUCUAAAUGUUCCAGUUACAACUGUUGCUUUUGAAACAACUUUUAGUGCUGGUAAAAGGGUUAUUGAUCAGAAACGAUCUUCAAUGGAAACUAAGACAGUUGAAAUGGUUCUUUGUGGGGGUGAUUGGGUAAAGGAGAAGUAUGGAAUUAAAAAGGGUUGCACUGCUAGCAUUCUUGAAGAACCACAAGAUGAACCUUUAGCAUAUCAAUUUGGUGAGGAUCCAGUUGUCGCUUCUUCUACAACAACAAUUUGA
This is a messenger RNA of Vicia villosa (hairy vetch), 420 nucleotides long. RefSeq names its product zinc finger BED domain-containing protein DAYSLEEPER-like. The transcript is spliced from 2 exons. NCBI's taxonomy places the organism in Eukaryota, Viridiplantae, Streptophyta, Magnoliopsida, Fabales, Fabaceae. Gene Ontology annotation, molecular function: protein dimerization activity. Bases 1 to 420 code for a protein of 139 amino acids. The record is from RefSeq and is a predicted model, not a curated record.